AUGAUAGCUAGUAUCUUUUCCACAGCCAGCGGUAUCUUUACAACAUACCAAACACAAAAACUAGCAGCUGAUGCGUCGGGUAAUACUAGUGCAGCACGCACAAUUACCAACUAUAACGAAAAUAGCAGGAACAAUGUCGAGAAAGAAGAAGAGUUUACUACAAGUGAUGGUUAUUUGUCGCACUACACGUCUGUUCGUUAUCCUGGCGCGGGCAUGAUUCGUGAUGUUAAAAUUCGUCUACCACAUUAUCUCUCCGACUGGACUCAAGCUGUUUCGUACAGAAUAUUGGCAGCUACCAUCCGAAUUUACUUUCUAAACGCCAUACCAGCUCUGGCUUACACUAUGGAUAUGUAUACUCGAACACAUCAAAAUUAUGGUGUCAAUGAAGCGUUACUGUCAUCGGCGUUAGGUGGCAUUGUGUUUGGCUUAUUUGCUGUUCAACCUAUAUCGAUUGUGGGCUUUACUGGUCUAAUUAAUCUAUUCAAUUACACAACGUACGACAUUAUGAUUGAACGACAUGUUAACUAUCUUCCGUUCAUGUGUUGGAUCGCUAUAUGGUCAGCUAUUUUUCACUGGCUAAUUGCUAUUUUUAAUAUAGUCAGUUACGUUCGAUAUGUCACCAAUUUUACGGCGGAGAUAUUUGGAUUCUAUGUGGGGAUUGUCUACAUACAAAAAGGAAUUGAGUUUAUUAUCAAUGAAUUUAAUGAAACUCCACGAGACGGUUUUAUGUCAACGGUUAUUGCAUGUGGCUUCUUCUUCACCUAUUGGACAUUGACGCACGUUGGACAAUCGAGCUAUUUCACUCGUCCUGUUCGAGAUUUUCUCGCGGAUUAUGCCAUGAUUAUUUGUGUUCUGUUUUGGUCUGGAUUUGCCUACAUACCCGGCAAUUUACGAUCAACAAAUAUUCAAAAAUUACCCGUUACACGCGCAUUCUUCCCCACUCAACAGCAACGUUCGUGGUUCGUGAACCCAAGCGAUCUCGACAUUAGUAAUGUGUUUAUCGCUUUGCCUUUCGGAUUACUGGUAACGGCUCUCUUUUAUUUCGAUCAUAAUAUAUCCAGUCUCACAGCACAAGCAAAGCAUUACCCACUAAAAAAACCAGCCGGAUUUCACUGGGAUUUUUUUGUCCUUGGAUGGACAACGUUGAUUGCGCGCUUUCUGGGUUUGCCCUACCCAAAUGCCUUAGUACCACAAUGUGCUAUGCACACCGAUGCGCUUGGAAAAUGGAAAAAAAUGACCGUCGAUGACGAACAACACAUCCCCACGGCCGCUCCUUCUAUUCAUAGUUCUCGUCGAUCGGCAGAAACACUCAUUCUCGUCGAAAUAAAAGAACAACGUCUCACGAAUACGCUUCAAGGUUUGCUUUGCAUUGUUACCAUGGCUGGUCCAUUUCUCAUUUGUUUCGCGCACAUUUCACGCGCUGUUCUCGCCGGUGUGUUCAUUGGUAUCGGCUGGGGGUCGGUUGAGGGCAAUUCGAUAACAACUCUCGUCCGUCAUCUCGUUCGUGAUCCAAAUCAUAUGGUGCCAAGUGAUCCUCUGCUACAGUUAUCUCGUUUAAAAAUAUUUCAUUAUGUCUGUUGGAUGUUAGCUGGCUUUGCCGUCAUAUUCGGCAUAUCUCAAACAACUACAGCUGUUGGAUUCCCUGUUCUCGUUUUAUUGCUUAUUCCAUUUCGGGUCACUGUUAUGACUCGGUUAUUUACAAGGCAAGAGUUAAACAUUUUAGACUC
This is a messenger RNA of Didymodactylos carnosus, 1727 nucleotides long. The record is from the annotation of a GenBank genome assembly. Lineage: Eukaryota; Metazoa; Rotifera; Eurotatoria; Philodinida; Philodinidae.